Chironomus riparius is the source of this 1682-nucleotide messenger RNA. The record is from the annotation of a GenBank genome assembly. Lineage: Eukaryota; Metazoa; Arthropoda; Insecta; Diptera; Chironomidae.
CUUUCAUGAGUUAAUUGUGUUGAAAACUUGUGAUAAAAAAUAUUUUAAGAAAGAACAAAAUCAAAUUGAUAUUUUUAAAUUGUGAUAAUUUUGGACGAAAAUGAUUAUUCAAGCAAUUGAACGUGCAUCUUUCUUCGAUAUGUCACUUUUUCUGACAGUUACUCUGAUAAGCAUGAUCAUUUUUGCUAUGUCUGAUUAUUUAAAGAGUGUCGUUUUAGCCUUUCGAGUGCCUGGUCCAAAAGCAUAUCCGAUUAUUGGAAAUACAAAUUUUGCAAUUGAAGGAGAUGUUUUUCAGAAUAGAGGAGUGCCAUUAUCAAGGAUAUGUCCAGGGUUAUUACGUCUAUGGUUCUUUAUCUUUCCUUUUUUUGCAGUUUAUGAGCCAGAAUAUCUUCAAAAAAUUCUGGGUUCAAAAGGAAACACGGAGAAAUCAUUUUUCUAUAAGUUUUUACACAACUUUCUCGGUAAAGGUUUGAUUACAAACUCUGGCACGAAAUGGUCGUCACAUCGUCGUUAUAUUCAACCUGCAUUCCGUAACAGCAUUUUAGAAAAAUUCGUUAAAACUUUUGCCGAAAGUGCACAGAGUUUGAAAGAAAAAAUAAUGAGAGGACCGGAUGUGCUGAAUAUUACACAAUUUGUGAAUGAUUGCGUCCUUGAUGUCCUUAAUGAAGCAGUAUUGGGAGUUCCGAUUUUAGAAAGAGCAACGAAAGGAAAGAACGAAGAAUCACCAUGGAGACAAGGAAAAGUUGUUGUACAAAAUCGUGUUGCACGUCCAUGGCUUAUGUUCAGUUGGAUUUACAAUUGGACAAAAACAUCAUCAGACGAGAUUGAACAAAAAGGUCGCCUUAAUGCUUUUACACGAGAAAUGAUUCGAAAACGCAGAGAGGAAUCUGAAAAUGGAGUAGUUAAGGAAAGAGUAUCUUUAUUGGAAUACAUGAUUGAUAUAAAUAAACGUCAUCCUGACUUUACUGAUGAAGAUAUUAUCGAUGAAACUUGUACGUUCAUGCUUGCGGGACAAGAUUCUGUAGGAGCAUCCUUAGCAUUUACUAUGUAUCUCAUUGCACAGCACCCUGAACAUCAGCAGAAGUGCAUUGAUGAGAUUGACGAAAUUUUCGGUAGCGACAACAGAUCACCAACAAUGAAUGAUUUGCAUGAUAUGAAAUAUUUAGAGAUGUGCAUCAAAGAGGCUUUACGUUUGUAUCCUGCUGUUCCAAUUAUGGCAAGAAAACUCGGUGAAGAAGUUAGGUGUGGAAAAUACUUACUGCCAGUUGGCGCAGAAGUUUUUAUCUUGCCUUAUAUAACACAUCGUCUUGAACAUAUAUUCCUUGAUGCAGAAAAAUUUGUUCCUGAAAGAUUUACACCAGAAAAUGUUGAGAAAAGAAAUCCAUAUGCUUUCUUACCAUUCUCAGCUGGACCAAGAAAUUGCAUUGGACAUAAGUUUGCAAUUAUAGAAAUGAAGACAAUCAUAUCAAGAAUUUUAAGAAGCUUUACAAUGCAUACAGUGCCAGGAAAAAGUUUUGAGCCACUUUUUAGAAUAACUUUAAGGGCAAAAGGAGGACUGUACGUACGAUUUGAGCCAAGAAAUAACAACAACAAUAACGAUGAAAAAGUGCAAUAGAAGCUUUUUUUUAAUUCUUUUAUCAAACAACAAAUUAUUUAUUUAAUGUCAGUUUGAAAGACUUUUU